AUGGCACCUCUCAACAAUCUCCUACAUUCGUUUGACCUCUCGCAAUACCUCGAAUCUCUCACCCUCAAAGAACGCGAAGAUUUGACCCAUCCUCAUCCUGAAAUCGCACGAAGAGACGAGAAUGAGGAACUGAAAUCACCAGGACCAUGGACUGCAGUAUCGCCUUCUCCAUCCACGACCACAUCACUUUCCACUCCACUUAGGGUGCAACUUCAAGCACGAAAUAACCCAACAGGAGCUCUACCAACCGGCAAUGGUCAACCAACUCAUGGCGGCGCUAUUGACCCCAAUGAGGUUAACAUGGUAGCCGUCCAGUCUGCAUUCGCUGUUAUCGGCUGUGCUAUGGUGGUUGGCAUAAUCUGGUUCUUCUUCUGGGCUAAGAAUGGUGGCUUUCAAUGGAGAAGGGGAGAUUGGGACGACUAUAAGUCGACUGUGUUACGACGAAAAGGUCCUAAUGGCACGACUCUCAGUAACGCAACCAAGAGCACACGAUUAGGUGGUGGUUCAGUCGUUGGACAAGGAUUUUCAGACCGAGAUACAAACAGCUACAUGGACGAUACGAGUACAAUAUACACCGGCACGAUGACCGAGUUGAGCAGUAGCACUGCCCCAAUCAUCAAGGAAAAGCAAGGACAAUACACUGGCGACAAGAGAGACCGAAAGAAGAAGUCUCGACGAAAAGAAGACAAUGCCAAAGAGCGAAAACAGCGAGAAAUGAAAGAAGCUGCCUUCGAAGGUGCUCACGACGACGAUGUACGCGCCUACAUGGCUGAGAAACCUGCGCGAGUCGGCGGCAUCAACGCUCACAGCGACACCCUCCACUACGGUACAGACUACACAGACACCGAGCCAAGCGUACACUCCUCAGCACCACGACAAUCUGCCCGCCAUCAGCCCUCUGCCGCUGCUGCACCACCACCACCAACCGUACCUCAACACCACAAACAACCAUCGUCCUCUCGAGGCGCAGCCAAACCUUCAAAACGUGACUUCAGCUACACAAUUGGUGGCCACCAGGAACAAAAGCACUUCUCCAUCGCACCGAGCCAGCGCUCUGCAUCUCCCCCACCAUUACGCGUGCCUGCGAGAAGUAUUCAGCAGGAGAACACACAGGCGUAUUUCCAUCCGAUACCUGGUUUGAGUGGUGCUGCGCAGGCAGGACGACAACAACAGAAUGGAUUCAGACGUGGUGCGGGCACGGAUCUGGAUGAUUAG
Lithohypha guttulata is the source of this 1215-nucleotide messenger RNA. RefSeq lists its product as uncharacterized. The transcript has a single exon. The record is from RefSeq and is a predicted model, not a curated record. The coding region runs from base 1 to 1215 and encodes 404 amino acids. NCBI's taxonomy places the organism in Eukaryota, Fungi, Ascomycota, Eurotiomycetes, Chaetothyriales, Trichomeriaceae.